CUUAACUCGAGAAUUGGAAGAAAGGAAACCGCUAAUUUCACUUGAUACUUAAAUAAUUUAUUUAAGAGUAAUGAAAUAAAAACAAAAAAAAAAAAAGCCUCACCAACUUGGAGAUGAGAGAGGGAUUGGAGCGUGGAAUUUCUGCCAGCUUUCUUGGGACCCAAUUAUCAUCCAACGGCAUAUAAUUAUUCCGUACGUGACACGUGUAGAAAUCUAAGGCCUCAACCAAGAUGCGGCGAUUCGUAAGGAAUCGUCGGUCUAAGCCGGAAUCUCCGGGUGUAACAUCAAAUUAAAAUCUAAAAACAUACUAAUGUUAAAGAAAAACCACGUAAUUCACACACUAAAAAAUAAAUUAGAAAAAAAAUGAUAUAUGAAAAGGUAAAAAGAGGAUACCAAGGUAGUCUUAUAAAAACGGGAUUCCUGGCAUUUUAUGUGAACUGAAAUUCGAACUAUUUCAGCUUCAUUUUCUUCUCCUCUAAUCCAUAGCUUCUCCCUCUCUCUAUCUGAGCUUUUAUUUCUGGUUGUCAAUGGUCGAUUUUUCAGUAUUUACAAUACUCUCUGGUUGAUUUAAAGAUAUCAUUUUUCAGAAAUGGAUUCGGUGAAGUUCUCAGAGCAUCGAACAGUGACCGUUGUUAAGUCAUCGCAGUCGAAGAAGCAUGACUUCAGAGUCGUACGGAUUCAUGUAACGGACGAUGAUGCCACGGACUCUUCAAGUGGAGAAGACGAAGACUGCCGAGAGUCAUCGGUGGCUGUGUUGAGAGUGAAAAGGCAUGUGAGUGAGGUUAGGUUCGAGGAGUAUUGUCCCAACAGUCGACCAGAGGUCCGGAACUCGAAGCUUAAACCGGCCAACCGUAGCGGAGCUCGAGCGUGCAAAUCAACGGCUGCUGCGACGGAGCAGUACUUCCCCAAUGGUCCCAAAUUCAGGGGAGUUCGGCGGCGGCCCUGGGGGAGAUGGGCGGCGGAGAUUAGGGACCCGUCUCGGCGGACGAGAGUUUGGCUUGGCACGUUCGAUACGGCGGAGCAGGCUGCCUUGAUGUAUGAUGAGGCGGCGAUUCGACUCAAAGGACCUGGAGCGCAAACCAAUUUCGGGUUCGAUCCUCGGCGGGAGCCCUCAAACCCUGUCGUUGUCGUUGAGGAUCAUGAUCAUGAUCAUCGUGAUGCUGUUGGGAUGGGGUUUUCCGGUUAUGAUUCCGGGAAAGAAUCCCAAGCUCUGUCUUCUCCUACCUCUGUUCUAAGAUUUCAAAACCCACUUGAUCAGUCAAAUCCAGAGUGUACGGACUCCUGUACUCCUAUUGCUCCUACUCCUACUACUACGAAAAAUAGUACGGAUAGAAGUAGUUACUGUACACCAGCUGAACCCCAACUGGGUCUGUACCCUGCUGAUUCAGAAUGGUGUUUUGAAGAUGAUUUUUCGUUUUUGGAUUCGCAUAUCUUGAGUGAUGAUUGUUUAUAUGAAGAAGGUGCUCCACCGCUAUUCGUAGACGAUCAAGUUCAUUAUGUACCUGAAAAAAUCCCGGCUGAGGAGGAUGAUUUCGGGGGUGUUUUGGCUGAUUUGGAUGGAGAUUUUGGGUCGUGUAAAUGGGACGUCGAUCAGUAUUAUUUUUAAGACCAUCCAUAAGAAUGAGAAUGAUCCGGAAAUGAUGACCUAAACAUUGAUCUUAAUUAAUGGUGGGUUAGGAUAGGGAAGGAAAGUAGUAGGUAGUGGAGGUGAUCAAAAUCUAACGAGUUAUGAUACAUAUUGCACGACGAUUAAUUCUGAUGAUCAUUGAUCUAUUUUUGUUUUGUCUCGUAUGUAUAUUGCAGAGCAAGCUCAAAAAAAAAAAAAUUGUGUAAAUUUCUUUGUCUUGUGUUUGGGCGAUCUGAGUUAAUUUAAAAUGUCAACUUUUUGGUUCUU
Molecule: messenger RNA, 1894 nt
Organism: Humulus lupulus (European hop)
Lineage: Eukaryota; Viridiplantae; Streptophyta; Magnoliopsida; Rosales; Cannabaceae
Product: pathogenesis-related genes transcriptional activator PTI6-like
Exons: 1
Coding region: 590-1606 (338 amino acids)
Biological process (GO): regulation of DNA-templated transcription
Molecular function (GO): DNA-binding transcription factor activity; DNA binding
Source: RefSeq, a predicted model, not a curated record